UUUUGUGAAGAAGGUUCUAUUUUGGUUGGUGGGUAGGUGUAGAAAAACUUAAGACAUCAAUUGAAAGACUCCAUGUUCGAAAUGAAAAAUGAAAGGCUCCCCAUUUUGGAUGCAUCUGUUUUUAAUCACAUUCAUGGGAUUCUUUUGUUAUUGUUCACUUUUUGCUGAUGCUAGCAUACUUAUUAGUAUUUGAGGAACCCUCGGAUUCCACCGUUGUAAGAGCUUUGCUGUCUUGUGAGAAAAAAAGGUGUUUUUAUGUUCAUUUUUAACACACAUAUGAAAAUAAAAAUGACAAUGUGUAGCUCAUGAAAUUGUAGGAUGGGUGAUGCUGCUGAUGCUGUUGUGGUGAGGGUAGUAGAAACAAAAAGAAGAAGUUCCGAGGUUAGUCCAUGGGAUGGACUUCCUGGAACUUUGGAGCAGAAGAGUAUCGAGUUCUCGGAAAAAAGGAAGGAAUCUUUACGAGCCCGUUAUUUGUAUGGCAUUAUCUUUUUGUUGGCAAAUCUUGUUGCUUGGUGCGCUCGAGAUUAUGGGCAAAAACUUUCCCCUCUGCUCCAUUAUCUAAAAGCUUGUGGUAUUGGGGGACAUGAUUGUUUUCAAACAAUGGGAGUCCUUCGCGUAAGUUUAGGAUGCUUCAUAUUUUUCUUUAUAAUGUUUGUAACGACAUUUAGUACAAGCAAGCUGCAUGAAACUCGCAACAUGUGGCAUUCGAGAUGGUGGCCUGUGAAGUUCAUUAUGUUGGUUGUUUCACUAAUCAUUCCAUUCUUUGUACCUUCAGAUUUUGUUCAGUUAUAUGGUGAGCUUGCUCGUGUGGGUGCAGGGAUUUUUCUUAUUCUCCAACUUAUAAGUGUUAUUGAGUUCAUCACAUGGUGGAAUAGUUACUGGAUGCCUGAUGAGAGAAAGAAUCACAGUUGCUUCCUCGGAUUAUUUACGUCGACAGUAGUCUACAUUGCUUCUGUAUGCGGAAUUGGUGUUAUGUAUUCGCACUACGUCCCCAGGCCUUCUUGCACUCUUAAUAUAUUUUUCAUCAGUUGGACUGCAAUCUUGCUUUUGGUAAUGUUGGUCAUAUCCCUACAUUCAAAGGUGAACAGAGGGCUUUUAUCUUCAGGGAUUAUGGCUUCCUACAUUGUUUUUCUCUGCUGGUCUGCUAUCAGAAGUGAGCCACCCAUUGAGGAAUGUAGUCCACGGAAGCAUGAGAACGGACACUGCGAUUGGACCACUGUACUGGGCUUCAUCAUUGCUAUAUGUGCAAUUGUUAUGGCAACCUUUUCGACAGGGGUUGAUUCACAAACAUUCCAGUUUCGCAAAGAUGAAGUCCAACAAGAAGAUGAUAUACCAUACGGAUAUGGCUUCUUCCACCUAAUCUUCUCCUUGGGAGCCAUGUACUUCGCCAUGUUAUUCAUCAAUUGGAACUUGGAAAGCUCAACCAGAAAAUGGAGCAUUGACGUUGGAUGGGCUAGUACAUGGGUGAAAAUCGUCAAUGAGUGGUUUGCAGCCACCAUUUACGUUUGGAAAUUGAUAUCCCCAGUUGUGAGACAAACCAAAGUCAUGAAUCAUAAAGAGCCUGUGCAGGAAGCAGACACCUCCAUCUGAUUUCCCAAUGUAACAUUUUGUAAUAUACGUAUAUAAUAAUGUAGGUCCCUCUUCCUUUUUGUGUCAUUUUUAUGUUUCCUCCAUUGGCUAUUUGAAGACGGAGUCCUAUUUUAAGCCUAUGGCCAUUGUAAGAGAUAAAUAAGGGUUCCAAAUUUCAUUGUCAAGUGAGAAAUAAAAUUUCAUUGUUCGUCUUUUUUUUAAAA
Molecule: messenger RNA, 1793 nt
Organism: Rhododendron vialii
Lineage: Eukaryota; Viridiplantae; Streptophyta; Magnoliopsida; Ericales; Ericaceae
Exons: 12
Coding region: 319-1590 (423 amino acids)
Cellular component (GO): membrane
Source: RefSeq, a predicted model, not a curated record